Molecule: messenger RNA, 2193 nt
Organism: Apodemus sylvaticus (European woodmouse)
Lineage: Eukaryota; Metazoa; Chordata; Mammalia; Rodentia; Muridae
Gene: Gpr149
Product: G protein-coupled receptor 149
Exons: 4
Coding region: 1-2193 (730 amino acids)
Biological process (GO): neuropeptide signaling pathway
Cellular component (GO): membrane; neuron projection
Molecular function (GO): neuropeptide binding; G protein-coupled receptor activity
Source: RefSeq, a predicted model, not a curated record
AUGUCUUUCUUUCUCAGCAAUUUAACAAAUGACUCUAACCUGUGGAAAGUAAGUCAUAAUUCUACGGACCUUAUGAAUUCGCCAGCAACUCUGACUCUUUCUCUCUUUUGCCUGAUCUGUAUAAUGACUCUCGUAGCUCUGGUGGGCAGCAUUUUCUCACUGGUUUCUCUGCUGACCAUGCAGUACAGAACUGUUGUGUCCCUGCUUGUAACAUCUUGGUCUGUGGAUGAUCUCUUGAGCGUCUUGUCAGUGACUAUCUUCAUGGUUUUGCAGUGGCCAAAAGAGGCACCAGGCUACUUCCAGUCUCUGUGCACCACCUCUGCCUUACUGUAUAUGUGCCAGGGCCUCUCCAGCAACUUGAAGGCGACUCUUAUAGUCUUCUACAACUUUUAUACGAUGCACAGGACGGUGGCGAGUCAGCCAAGCUCCUGGCGAUCAGGACAGGUACUUGGUGUGGCUUUAACCGUGUGGGCAGUCAGUCUGCUGCUGGCUUCACUCCCGCUGUGCGGCUGGGGUGUCUUUGUGCGCACGCCUUGGGGCUGCCUGACCGACUGCUCCAGCCCCUAUGUGCUGCUCCUCUUCGCCGUGUAUGCUUCCGCUUUCGGGCUCCUGGCGGUUCUCUCUGUCCCUCUCACUCACCAGCUGCUGUGUUCGGAGGAGCCGCCGAGACUCCAUGCCAACUACCAGGAAAUUUCUCGUGGCGCCUCUACUCCUGGGACCCCUGCUGCUGGGGGAAGAGUGCUCUGUCUGUCACCAGAGGAUGUUGAGAUACCUGCUCUGCGAUGCACUGGGGGAUGCUCCCCGAGCUCCGACGUGGUGUUUCCCCUGGGUCAGCCUGCUGCCUCCGGUGCUGGAGCUCGCAAGCGAGAGAAUCCCGGGACUCCCCAUGGCGCCAACAGCUUCCCUGUGAGCCUAGCGCAGAAGCGUUUUUCUUUGAUCCUAGCCCUGACGAAAGUCAUCCUGUGGCUGCCCAUGAUGAUCCACAUGGUGGUAAAACACGUGGUGGGGUUUCAGAGCCUUCCGGUCGAUAUGCUCAGCUUCCUACUAAGCCUACUGGCCAGCACUGUAACCCCAGUGUUUGUCUUGUCUAAACAUUGGACUCACCUGCCUUGUGGCUGCAUCAUCAACUGCCAGCCAGACACCUACUCCGUUGUCUUCGAUGGGAAAAAGGCGAAAAGGAAAGGCUUUGAAUUCAAUCUAUCAUUCCAACAAAGUUAUGGACUCUAUAAAAUACCACAUUCAGAUUAUAAUGAUGAUGAUGAAAAUUCCAUUUCCUAUCACAACCCAAAGAAAUAUGAGUGUGAAGCUACACAGGAGCCUCGGGGAGACAACCACAGUAUCUUCAAUACCAUCAAAGUAGAAGUCAGCACCACACCGCCUCUGGACAGCGCCACAGUGACGGCUGUCAACAAGUGCACCAAUACUGACAUCCCAGAGCCCAAAGAGGCCAUGAAAGAAGAAAAGGGGGCUUUUUCUGUUAAAACAGAAAGCAAUAUUAACUAUGGAGAAACCACCUCUUUUGAAGGUACAGAGAGACGACUGUCCCAUGAGGAGAAUCAGAAACCAGAUCUUUCAGACUGGGAGUGGUGCAGAAGUAAGUCUGAACGAACACCUCGCCAGCGUUCAGGUGGUGGGCUGGCUAUUCCCAUAUGUGCAUUCCAAGGGACUGUGUCUCUCCAAGCACCUACAGGGAAAACCCUCUCUCUUUCUACUUAUGAGGUCAGCGCAGAAGGGCAAAAGAUAACCCCAGCCUCUAAGAAAAUAGAAGUCUAUCGAUCUAAAAGUGUUGGCCAUGAACCGAACUCAGAGGAGUCUCCCUCCACGUUUGCGGAUACCAGUGUAAAAAUACACUUGGAAGUUCUUGAAAUUUGUGACAACGAUGAGGCUUUAGACACUGUGUCAAUCAUUAGCAACAUCAGCCAGUCCUCUACAAAAGUCAGAUCUCCUUCUCUGCGCUACUCACGGAAGGAAAACAGAUUCGUCUCAUGUGACUUAGGAGAAACUGCCUCAUAUUCCCUCUUCUUACCUACAAGUGAUCCUGAUGGUGAUAUCAACAUCUCUAUCCCAGACACAGUGGAAGCACACAGACAGAACAGCAGGAGGCAGCAUCAGGAGAGGGAUGGCUACCAGGAAGAGAUCCAGUUGUUAAACAAAGCCUACAGGAAAAGGGAGGCAGAAAGCCAGGAUAAUUAG